Molecule: messenger RNA, 1209 nt
Organism: Mucor mucedo
Lineage: Eukaryota; Fungi; Mucoromycota; Mucoromycetes; Mucorales; Mucoraceae
Product: mitochondrial carrier domain-containing protein
Exons: 5
Coding region: 77-1048 (323 amino acids)
Biological process (GO): mitochondrial phosphate ion transmembrane transport
Cellular component (GO): mitochondrial inner membrane
Molecular function (GO): phosphate transmembrane transporter activity
Source: RefSeq, a predicted model, not a curated record
AUUUCAUUACUGGGUGACCCUGUUGUUUAAAUUUUUUUUCUUUUUUAACCCCACUCUUUACACUUUUUUUUUAAGAAUGUUCCCCUCUCAAGAAUCCUUAAAGAAGAACUUCAUUGUUCCUUCUCCCGCCGGUGAUGUUGCUGCCCCUACUGGUGCUGCUCUCUAUGCCCGUUUCGCCCUUGCUGGUGCCAUCUGUUGUGGUGUCACUCACGGUGCUAUGACUCCCGUUGAUGUCGUCAAGACCAGAAUCCAAUUAUCUCCCGAGAUUUACAACAAGGGUAUGGUUGCUGGUUUCCGUCAAGUCAUCAAGGCUGAAGGUGCUGGUGCUUUGUUGACCGGUCUCGGUCCCACUGCCGCUGGUUACUUCUUGCAAGGUGCCUUCAAGUUCGGUGGUUAUGAGCUUUUCAAGAAGACUGCCAUUGAUUUCAUUGGUGCCGAAAAGGCCUCCGAGAACCGUACUGCCAUCUACCUCGGUUCUUCUGCCGUUGCCGAAUUCUUCGCUGAUGUUGCUCUCUGUCCUUUGGAAGCUACUCGUAUUCGUCUUGUCUCUCAACCCACUUUCGCCACUGGUCUCCUCGGUGGUUUCUCCAGAAUCUUGAAGGAAGAAGGUGUCGUCAAGGGUUUCUACUCUGGUUUCGGUCCCAUCUUGUUGAAGCAAGUUCCUUACACCAUGGCCAAGUUCGUUGUCUUCGAACGUGUCUCUGAGGCUUUCGUCAACUCCAUUGGUUUGCCCAAGGACCAAAUUGCUCCCUCCACAAUGACCGCUGUCAACCUCGGUUCUGGUAUUGUUGCCGGUACCGUUGCUGCCAUCGUCUCUCAACCCGCUGAUACCUUGCUGUCCAAGAUUAACAAGCAAAAGGGUGUUGCUGGUGAGUCUCUCUCUUCUCGUCUCAUCUCCAUGGCCGGUCAACUCGGUGUUAAGGGUCUCUUCUUGGGUCUCGGUCCUCGUGUUGUCAUGGUUGCCACUCUUACCGCUGGUCAAUUCGCCAUCUAUGGUGAUAUCAAGCGUGUUUUGGGUGCUACUGGUGGUGUUGAAAUUGCCAAAUAAGUUACUUGCUGUUAAUUAUUCUAUAUUAAUCUUGUUUGAAUCUUUCUUGAGAGGUUGUUUUUUAAAUUUAUAAAAAGUCGAAACCAUUCUUUUUUUUUAUUACACACAUUUAGAAAUAAAAAAAAAAAAAAAAAAAUUAGUCAUAUACAGGUUUUAAGACA